AGUGUAUAAUAAUGACUAUAAGAACCGAACUUGAGAAAAAUAAAUUUUAGGUGAGAAGGAAUUUGGGAAAUGCCUUCAACAAGAAAACGUAAGGAAUCUGCGAAUUCGGAAACACAAAGGAGAAAAAGAAAAUGUGCUAAAGAAACGGAUUCCCGAUUUCUGCAAAGAAUGGCCCCUCCUAUUGAAGAAUAUUAUCACGAUUUGCUGCAGCCUGUUAAAGAUGCAGAAAAGUCAUUUCAAAUAGAUGUUGCACAAUUGCUCUCUUCCUAUAUAAAUAAUUUUGUGCAAGGAAAUGUUCCAGCUAAUUUUAAUGCAGCCGCUCUUGUAAUCCAAGGAAGUAGUAGUAUUUAUGGCCGGAAGGUGGAGUUUCUUUAUAAUUUAGCCACACAGUUGUACCAAAACUUGGUGAAAAACAAGAAGGAUGAACAAGCUAAAAAGGAUAGUAAAACCAAAGAUAGACACAAAGAAAGUAGAUUUAAUGAUCCCUUCUUCUCAACGGAGAUAAAAUUGGGAAAAAACUUGAGCUGCCUGAAGAAAAAGAAUAUGUCUAAAGCGUCUUCUAAUAAGAAAUCCAAGAAGGAAGCAAAGAAAUGCCUGUUUGUCCCUGUUGACUUAUUGCCCUUUGAGGGAGAAGAAAAGGGAGAUACUUUCUAUGAUACAAAAGGUGAAGCUGUUGGAAAUAAGGCUGACCACACUCUAAACAAAUGUAAAGUCACAUCAUCCGGAUGGCUGAUAUUACCCACCGUCUGUAGAGACCAGAUUCCCACCGAGAACUCGCCACCUGACUACACGUUUCACUGCAAUGUUCUGAAUAAUAUUGAGGUAGAUGAUGACGGGUGUGAUGCAGACAUGCCCUGUUCCACCCCGGAUGAAGGUGUUCAUAUGGGUUCUCAGUCCAUCUCCGAAGUGCCCAGCGCUGAAGGUACACCAGAAAUCACACUUUCUCAACAAACAGAUGAAGGUUUGGGAUCAAUGCAAUCUACUCCCCAAGAAAUGGGCUCUCAGUCAGAUUCACAACCAAUGGAAGGUGUGGAAACCCCAGAUAAUGCUGGAGAAAUCCCUAUUGAUGAAAUUGUUAAUGAUCUUGAUGUACCAUCAACAUCUCUCAGGCGCUCUACACGGCAUGCUUUAAAACCCCAAGAUGAGGCCACUAAAGAAAAUCAAUCACCACUCACAGAAGAAGGAAAUACCCCUGAAGGAAAAGAAGAAGAAAUUGUAGUUGUCAAAAAAGCUAUACAGAAGAAGAAUACAUGUGCUCUUCCAUCAAAAUUAAAGUCAAAUUGCGAUAAGAAAAUCGAAACUAUAGCUCAGUUUUGUGCAAGAACGUUUUUCACUGCUGAUCCUAAAAUUAUCAAAAAUGGGUUGAUGAGUUUAGAAACUGAGGCUUUUAGAAAUAAUUCUAGUUUCUUAAGAAGGCUUCAAGCACGAGCUGAGGCUAUCAGAAUUGCUACACGAAAAUCUAAGAAAGCUGAUGAGGAAACUGAAGAUGUUGAUGUGGAAACCUUAAAUGCUCCUGAUCCUGAUGAUAUGAUGAUGCAUGAUCAGCUGGAUGAUGAUGACAUUGUAAUUCAGAAUGACAUAAAUGAUAUACCUUUUCCUGAUGAAGCUCUUGCUUCUCCAGAAGGAAACCCUGAAACAAAAUCUCAGUCUUCCCAUGAUGUUCCAAUGUGUUCUGAAGAUCCUAUAGAUGAGAAUGAUCUGCUUAUAAAAGACAUUAAAAGUCUGGAUAAAAACUCGGAAAUUACUGCCAGAGUGAAAGCAUUUGAGAAAAGGCUGAACCCAUUCUUGGACGAAGUGGAAAAAAGAGAAGCUUUUGACAUCAAUCUGUAUGGAUCUAGAAUUCUAAAUUCUUUUGAAUCUUCUGAGACUAAAGCAAGAAAGCAAACCAAAACAUUCCGUGAUUUCUGUAAAGGAAUGGAACAGUGGCAAAUUCACAGAUACUUCAUGGCUCUGUUACCUCUUGCAAACAUAGGUAAUGUAUCAUUAGAGACAGAAGAAGGUCCUGAUGGGGAAGAACAAAUUUGUAUCACAUUGUUAUCUAAAAGAAUGCACCACUUGAGAUUGGAAGAAUUUGGCAAUGAACCCACUGACUCUGCAAGAAAGUAGUUCAAAUUUUAUUUCUCUUCCAUUUGUACUUAUUCAUCUCCUUUAGUAUCAUCAUGAUGUAAAUUAUUUUUCUCACAUUCAUUUGAACAUCUUUUUAUGACUGACAAUUUCAUCAAAUUACCAUAGCAAUACUAUUCGUGAAAACUGUAUACCUGAGUUUGUAUAUGAAUUGUAUUCAUGUCCUAUGUAUGCAAAAAAUAUUUGCUCUAUAAUUUCUCAUUCAUUUAGGAAUAGUCUUUAUUUUUUAUAUGUUACAAAAUGUUCUGCAACUAACAAAAUAAAAAAAAGUUAUUUAUUCGUCUCA
Messenger RNA from Parasteatoda tepidariorum (common house spider), 2410 nucleotides. RefSeq names its product Chromosome associated protein H2 (gene Cap-H2). Gene Ontology annotation, biological process: meiotic chromosome condensation; mitotic sister chromatid separation. Gene Ontology annotation, cellular component: nucleus; condensin complex. NCBI's taxonomy places the organism in Eukaryota, Metazoa, Arthropoda, Arachnida, Araneae, Theridiidae. Gene Ontology annotation, molecular function: chromatin binding. The record is from RefSeq and is a predicted model, not a curated record.